AUGACAACAAACCACAGACCCACUCUUGAAGCGAAGAGGGGUAAAUCCCAGGGUAUCCGUGACUCGAUAGCACACUCGAGAGCGUUGCCCCAACAAACAAAACUCAAAUAUAGAUCCGAUAUAGAUCCAGAUGUAGCGAAGAGGGCAGUAGAGGAAUUGAAGGAAGAUCUCAUAAGAAACAACAAAAGAAGUAUAGACGUAGAUGGAAACUCACUGAAACGAAGGAAAGAUUUAGAAGGGUCCGAACUGGCUGGGGAUGAGAAUUCCAAGAUAAAUGUGGAGGAUCUCAAUAUAGCAAAGAAAGAAUCUGAGGAUGGAAACGAGUCCCAAGAUGAAGAAGAUGUGAGCCAAUCUGAAGAUGAACUGGAAUAUUCCUCAGAUGAAUCUGAUGAUGAAACAGAACAACUUUUACAAGAACUUAAUAAAAUUAAAGAAGAAAGAGAAGCUGCCAAAAAGUUAAAGGAAUCACAAGAAAGAACCUCCAGGGCUAUAAAUUCGAACCCUUUACUUAAAGUUGGGAACGAACCAAAGGCAGAAGUGAAUAUCAAAAAGGGUUGGAGAAACGCCACGGCCUUCAGAAAUCAACAACCUUCGCUGGAACAAAGUAAAGAAGAAUCGUACACCAGUAGCACCCUUAAAUCCGACACCCAUAAGAAAUUCUUAUCCAAAUAUAUACGAUAG
Messenger RNA from [Candida] anglica, 681 nucleotides. NCBI's taxonomy places the organism in Eukaryota, Fungi, Ascomycota, Pichiomycetes, Serinales, Debaryomycetaceae. The record is from the annotation of a GenBank genome assembly.